AUGCCGUCUCUAAAACUUUUCUUCUGUCUCAUGUGUCUGUUCACGGGAGAAAAAGCUAAGGAGAGGAAUGUAAAUUUUCUGUCGAGCCCUCAAGCUGGAAAAUAUUUAGCAGUUAAUGUUGGAGACAAUGUGACCCUACAGUGUUCCAAUGAAGAUAAUGACUCAGCAUGGCUUUUCUGGUAUAAGAAUAUUCUGGGAGAGAAACCGAAGCUCAUCUCUAGUUUUUAUAUGUAUGAUCUAAACAUUUUUAUAACAUUUUAUAAUGAAUUUAGGGAAAAUAAACGCUUUAAAUUAGAGAGUAAAGAAGGCAAAAAUGAUUUACAUAUUUUGCACUUGAACGUCUCAGAUUCAGCUACAUAUUAUUGUGCGAGCAGCUAUACUUUUGUCUUGAGUUUUGCAGAGGGAAUUAUUCUCAGUGUAAGAGACUCAGACUCCAACGUCCCAGCUCUGGUGCAUCAGUCAGUGUCUGGGAGCAUCCAGCUAGGAGGCUCUGUGACUCUGAACUGUACAGUACAAACUGGGACCUGUGAUGGACAACACAGCGUUUACUGGUUCAAAGACUCUGGAGAAGCUCGUCCAGGACUCAUUUACACCCACGGAGACAGAAAUGAUCAGUGUGAGAGGAAACCAGACACACAAACACACACCUGUGUCUACAACCUGCCUCUACAAAGCCUGAAUGCUUCUCAUGCUGGGACCUACUACUGUGCCGUCGCUUCAUGUGGACACAUUGUGUUUGGAAAUGGAACCGAACUGGACCUUAAGUAUCAGGACUCUCAUCUGGUGAAUGUCUUGAGAAGUGCUUUAUUAUUUACCAGCCUCCUGAGUGUUUUAUUGGCUUUCUUAGUGUGCAAAGUGAUGAACAAACACCUUUGGGGUAAUAAACACUGAUUCAAUCAAUAUCCUCUGUUUACUGAACCUCAUGACAUUUUAAUAUUGUUAUUUUGCAUUUCAGAGCCUCAUACGAUACUUUCAGAUGCCUCCACAAAGAAUUC
Molecule: messenger RNA, 995 nt
Organism: Betta splendens (Siamese fighting fish)
Lineage: Eukaryota; Metazoa; Chordata; Actinopteri; Anabantiformes; Osphronemidae
Exons: 3
Coding region: 1-891 (296 amino acids)
Biological process (GO): response to bacterium
Source: RefSeq, a predicted model, not a curated record